UUUUUUACGACGGCGGUGCUGUAAAGCGCGGGGUGUUGACAGCGACCGGCGGAGCAGGAACUCGGCCCGGCAGGACGCAGAGCCAUGAGCCGAGCCAGGAGGGUCCCGGGCCGGGGGGCGGCCAUGGCCAGGCAGAUGGGGCUGCUGGCGGAUCCCGGUACCGGGGGCAGCCCCGGGGAUGGCGGUGCUGACGGGGACGCGGCGCUGGAGGCGGAGCUGCUGCAGCUGCUGGGGGGCCCGGAGGCACCGGGGAGGGGGGGAGCACCCCCACCCCCCCAGCCAGAUCUGGCAGCAGUGGAGGCCCUGGCCCAGCUCUGCCUUCGGGACCCCCCCGAGGAGGAGGAGGAGGAGGAGGAGGAAGGGGAGGAAGAUCUGGAGAACGAGGAGGAGCUGCUGGCAGAGCUGCAGGAGGUGCUGGAGGAGGGCUCUGGGAGCGCAGUGGGUGUGGAGACCCCGCAGGACCCCGCCCCCGCGGCGGCGCUGCUGGCCGAGCUCUCGGAGCGGGCGGAGCUUUACCGGGCCGCCCUCGCCAACGCCAGCGGGAACGGGGCGCGGCUCCGGCGCCUCCAGCGCGGCCUCGCGGUGAGCCCCGACCCCGGCAACCGGCACCGGAUCCCGGCCUGCCCGGAAAUCCCCCGGGAUUCCCGCCGACCCUGGAGCAGAUGCUGCGCUCGGUGCGCAGCGGGAAACCGAUCCACCGGCCCGACAUCCCUCCUCCCGUGGCCCUGGGCAAGACCCCCGAGCUGCCUGCCGAGCCCCCAGCCCCAAAUCCCCCCCAGGAUCCCCCCCAGGAUCCCCCCCAGGAUCCCCCACAGGAUCCCCCCCCAGGAUCCCCACCUGGAUCCCCCCCAGGAUCCCCCCCAGGAUCCCCCCCAGGAUCCCCCCCAGGAUCCCCACCUGGAUCCUCACCUGCGCCUCCAGGAGCUGCAGAAGGAAGCUCUGCUGGCCAAACGCCGUGGGGACAACGCCACGGCCCUGAGCCACUUCAGGGCAGCCAAGAGGUUGCAGGCACAGCUGGAGGCGCUGGGACCACGCCCUGCUCCCGAUCCGCAGCCUGAGGAAUCCAGGGAUCCACCAGCGAAGGAUCCACCGGGGAGGGAUCCAGCGGCCUCCAGCCCAGAGCCCCCCCGGGAGGUGCGGGAGGCGCUGGAGCAGCGCAUGGAGCGCUACCGGGCGGCGCUGGGCCAGGCCCGGGCCAGCGGGGACGCCAGGAAGGCUCGGAUGCACCAGAGGAUCCUCAAGCAAUACCAGGCCGCCCUGGGUGCCCUGAGUGCGGGCAGAGCCGUGGAUCUCUCGGAGCUGCCGGUGCCCCCGGGUAUGUUCCCCAUCCCUGACCCCGACCUGGGGGGGCACGCUGGGGGACGGAGCAGAAGGAGGAAGAGGAGGAGGAGGAAGAGAAAAAAGAGGAGGCCAAGGUUCAGCCCAGCGCUCCCCCCCGUGCCCCCUCCCAAACAACAACAACAACAACCCCGGAAUUCCCACCCGGCUCCUAAACCUGCAGGGAAAGCCCAGCAGCAGCUGGAGUUCCUGGAGCUGAGGCGCCGGCAGCUGGCUCAGGCCGCCCUGCGUGCCAAGCGCUGCCAGGACCUGCCGGGUGCCAAGGAGCUGCUGCGCCGUGCCCGGGGCGUGCAGGGGCUGCUGGCGGCUGCCAGGGCUGGGCUGCCCGUGGACCUGGCUCAGGUGCCCGAGGUGCCGCUGGACGGGGCCGAGUUCGAGCUGGGCCCGGCCCGGGGGGUCCCGAGACCCCCCGAGGUCACGAGAACCUUCCUGCAGCUGGCGGGGGCCCUGCGCCGGCAGCACCAGCUGUGCCUCAGUUUCUCCCGGCAGUUCGCUCACCUGGGGAACAUCGCCGAGACCGCCAGGUGCGAGGCGCUGGCCGAGGAGUGCCGGCGCUCCAUGGACACCCUGAGGAGGGAGCACGGCCGGGGGGGGCCCCCCCCGACACCGCGCUGGGAACAGAGAACCUUCCACGUGGUCAGGAUGUUCCCCGAGCUGAGCAGCAGCGACCUGGAGCUGGGCAUCGAGAGGGGGAGGGGCAUCCCCGUGCCCCCAGGUGUGGCCCCAGGUGACCUGGACACCUUCGUGCGCUUCGAGUUCCCCCACCCCAGUGCGGAGGAAGCGCAGCGAGACAAAACCCCCGUGGUGAAGAGCACGGACUGUCCCGAAUUCCGGGCGCGGUUCCGGCUGCGGCUCCUCCGCGGCCACCGGGGGCUGCGGCGGCUCCUGAGCCGCGGGAUCCGCCUGGAGGUGGCUCAGAAAGGGGGGCUGUUCCGGCCCGAGCGCGCUCUGGGCUCGGCUCUGCUGCGCCUCGAGGGGCUCGAGGGGAGCUGCGAGCUGCGGGAGCAGCUGGAGCUGCUGGACGGGCGGCGCCGCACGGGCGGGCUCCUGGAGGUCUGGGUGCGGAUCCGGGAACCGCUCGGGGCUCAGCGGCAGCUGGAGCCGCGCUCCGAGCGCUGGCUGCUGCUGGAACCGGCGCCCGAGGCCACCCUCCCCGCCCCCAAACCUCCCGCGACCACCCCGAAGGACGGGAACAACCGAUCCCUGCCGAGCCUCAACCUGCUGCUGUUCGACCGCGAGCGGCUGGAACGGAAGAUGGUUCCGUUCGGCCGCGCCGGGCGCCCGGUGCCCCCCGAGCUGCGGCAGCAGCACCAGGAGCUGCUCCGGCGCAUCCAGGGGCUGCGGGAGCGGCUGCAGGGGGGCGACCCCCGCUUCCGCACCGAGUACGCCGAGCACCUGGAGCGCCACCUGAGGCUCUACACGGAAGCCGCGCGGCGCCUCGGGACUCAAGGGGAGAGGGAGGCGGCCAAGGAGGCUCUGUACAAACGGAACCUGGUGGAGAGCGAGCUCCAAAAGCUCCGUGGAUGAGACCCCCCCCCCAAUUCCACGUGGGGUAUUGUGGGGGUUCAGAGACCCCCUCCCCAAUUUGGGGGGGCUCUGGGGACCCCCCCCCUCACCCCGUGCCCACUGUGACAAUCACAGGGAUCAGAGCUGCUACAUCCCCCUCCCCAA
Haemorhous mexicanus (house finch) is the source of this 3009-nucleotide messenger RNA. It is a transcript of the gene CC2D1A, whose product is annotated as coiled-coil and C2 domain containing 1A. The record is from RefSeq and is a predicted model, not a curated record. Gene Ontology annotation, molecular function: DNA-binding transcription repressor activity, RNA polymerase II-specific; RNA polymerase II cis-regulatory region sequence-specific DNA binding. Gene Ontology annotation, cellular component: nucleus. Gene Ontology annotation, biological process: regulation of transcription by RNA polymerase II. Lineage: Eukaryota; Metazoa; Chordata; Aves; Passeriformes; Fringillidae.